GAAGAGUUUCGCGUUUUGCCUAGUUAGUUGAGGCAACGCGAGAGUAAGUCUGCGCAUGCACGGUCCUGAACGAUGAAGUUAUGUUUAAGAUGGAUCCUGACACCCCUACAAUUAGACCUAGGAGAAUUCAGAACCAAAAUGUAAUCCAUCGCCUCGAACGUCGGAAAAUCAGUUCUGGGAAGCCAGGUUCUCACUGGCACCAAGUUCGCAUCUUCCAUCAGAAUGUCUUUCCUAACUACACGGUGGUCAACGUGGAAAAGCCACCUUGUUUUCUGCGCAAAUUCUCCCCUGACGGGAGAUACUUUAUUGCCUUUUCCUCAGAUCAGACCUCCUUAGAGAUUUAUGAAUAUCAAGGCUGCCAGGCAGCUGAAGACCUUUUAAAUGGAUACGAAGGCGAAAUCUUGGCAAACUCUAACGAUCAGAGGUCUGUGAACAUCCGGGGACGGUUAUUUGAGCGCUUUUUUGUUCUCCUCCAUAUCACUAAUGUGGCUUCAAACGGGGAGCACUUGAACAGAGAAUGCAGCUUGUUCACUGAUGACUGUCGCUAUGUCAUUGUGGGGUCAGCAGCCUAUCUGCCCGAGGAACCAUAUCCACCUUUUUAUGAAAUUUAUCGUAACAGCGAGUCUGUGACUCCCAACCCACGAUCCCCACUAGAGGACUAUUCCCUUCACAUAAUAGACCUGCACACAGGCAGACUCUGUGACACAAGGACCUUUAAAUGUGACAAAAUCAUUCUCUCGCACAACCAAGGCCUGUACUUGUAUAAAAACAUUUUAGCUAUUCUCUCUGUGCAGCAGCAAACAAUUCAUGUUUUUCAGGUGACCGCAGAAGGCACCUUCAUUGAUGUACGGACGAUAGGACGGUUCUGCUACGAGGACGACCUUUUAAUAUUGUCAGCCGUGUACCCCGAAGUUCAACGUGAAACUCAAACUGGAAUGGCAAACUUAUACAAAGAGCCAUUUAUUAAUUCGUUGAAGCACAGACUUCUGGUGUACUUGUGGAGACGGGCAGAGCGAGAUGGAAGUGCUAUGGCCAAAAGGCGUUUUUUCCAAUAUUUUGAUCAGUUGAGACAGCUCCGAAUGUGGAAAAUGCAACUACUGGAUGAAAGCCACCUAUUUAUCAAGUAUACCAGUGAGGAUGUGGUGACUUUACGGGUCAACGACCCAUCACAGGUACAGCCUUCCUUCUUUGUGGUGUAUAAUAUGGUUACCACUGAAGUUAUCGCGGUCUUUGAGAACACAUCCAAUGAGCUGCUAGAGCUUUUUGAAAACUUCUGUGACCUUUUCCGGAAUGCUACCCUUCACAGUGAAGCCGUGCAGUUCCCCUGCUCUGCCUCCAGCAACAACUUUGCCAGACAGAUCCAGCGGCGGUUUAAAGAUACAAUUGUGAAUGCCAAGUACGGAGGUCAUACUGAAGCGGUGAGGAGGCUUCUGAGCCAGCUGCCUAUCAGCGCCCAGUCUUAUAGCGGUAGCCCUUACCUUGACCUUUCUCUCUUCAGCUACGAUGAUAAGUGGGUUUCUGUUAUGGAGAGGCCUAAAACAUGCGGUGAUCACCCUAUCAGGUUCUAUGCAAGAGAUUCAGGACUUUUAAAGUUUAAAAUCCAGGCUGGCCUUCUUGGGCGACCUAUCAACCACAACGUGCGCAGGCUUGUGGCUUUCACAUUUCAUCCAUUUGAACCAUUUGCAAUUUCUGUGCAGAGGACUAAUGCAGAAUAUGUGGUGAACUUUCACAUGAGACACAUUUGUACGUAGAAGGAAUUCAGAGAUGUAACCUGUUGCCUUAAUCCCGUCCACUUUUUACUUUUUUUAUACUAGAACCCAAUUCAGAAUGUUAUCCUCAAAAGCUUACAGUGCAAAUUAUGAAUAAAAUACAGGUGCGGUGAAAAUACACCACACUAAUAUGUUCAACGUUGGUGCAAAGUUUUCAACUUUUUACUUUGUGUUUUGCAAUCCACCACAAUUGGGAUGAUAUCUACCUCUAAGAUUACGUGAAGUUAUAAUCUGACACUUAUGGUACCAGAAAUGGGAAAAGCUUUGAUCCUGUGUUACCUUCCAAUGUGUGGCUAAUUGAAAUAUGUAUUUUUAUAUUCAAUCCUUUACUUGUAGGGGUGUUCUGGGAAUAUGGCCAGUCCUUAGGAUAGGCCGUCAAUGCAUGGGUGUUGGGUUUCCCAGGGGGUAGACAGCAGAAUGAAAGGGCUGCGUUGUGCUCCUUCAGUGUCUACCCAGGCACUAAACUGUGUCUGUUCAUUUGGCAGUGCCUGGUACUACAGCUCAGCUCCAUUCAUGGGGAUAAGGCGUAGCUGCUGUACCUCGCUGAGUGCCGUUUCUAGUUUAGCACAUUCUACACUUGAAGUGCAUUUGUUACUUGAGGAAUACACUAUAUACACAUUAGGAAGGGGACACCGCUCAGAAUAAUCUUAAAUGUGAUUCUUAAUGGUGAUAUCUACUAUAAAGUCUAUUACCAUUACCAUUGCUAAAAGGGCUCCCUUCAGCACUCCAAACCUCGCUGGAACUGCUGAGAGAUUUGUUACUGACAAUCUGACAACAUUUUAAGUAAAUGUCAGUUUGCUUAGACUGUUGUCAGAUAAUCACUAAAAAUCUUAACUAUUUACAGUAUAUGCAAUGCAAAUGGGGUUUUGAGUAUUAUAUAGAUCACUUUCAUCCAGCAGUGUUAGCCUAAUCAUAGUUUACAGACUUCACCUAUGAGUUCUCAUGUGUCCAUCACAUUAAAAUGGGUUUUCCAAGAUUUUACAACUGAUGACCCAUCAUCAGUAUCUGAUUGUGGGGGUCAGACACCUGGGACCUCAACGAUCAGCUGUUUGAGAAGGCACUAGCACUUCUGAGAGUGCCGCAGUCUUCUUCAUGCUUACCAAGCACAGCGCUGUACAUUGUAUAGCGGCUGAGCGUGGUAUCACAGCUCAGCCCCAUUCAUUUCUAAGGGGCUUAGCUGCGCCUAAGCCAUGUGAGCCGUGAACAUGUCAUCACUCGGCAUAGGGAAAGCAACUAGAAGGCCACUGCGCUACUGCAAGAGCUGUGCCUUCUCAAACAGCUGAUUGGCGGGGGGUCCCAGGUGUUAGACCCCCACCGAUCAGAUACUGAUGACCUAUCCAGAGGAUAGGUCUUCAGUAUUAACAUCUCGGAAACCCCUUUAAGAUUAUUUUGACUGGAUGUCUUUCUCAUUUUUGUAUUUCUUUUUGUGUAUUUCUUUUCUGUCUGAAAAUCAGUGGUGUUCUGAGAUCAGACUUCACUAAUUUGACCUUGUUACAUAUAUCUAAACUGUCAGAUGCUCAUUUUGAAUGGAUUUCCCAUUUCAUGAAUUUAUGGUAAGCAAUAGGUGCCAUUUGUGCCUACAAUACAGCUAUCCAGACUGCAUAUAUACCCACGGUUUCCUCCUCCUCUCUGUUACGGUGGCAUUGUGGUGAGGAAUUCCUUGCCUUGUCAAUAAAGCAGGAUGGGUUGAUUGGGAAAUCUAGGUAGAAGAGCCACAAAUUUCUUACACUGCACCUCCUUCUUCACUGUUUAAAAUGUGGUCAUUUUCAGACCAUCAACAAUCGUACUUGUAUCUCCUAUUAUGUGGAUAGUUUAUAAAUGAUGUUUUAUAGGAAGCCCCUUUAAAGAGGUUGCACAGGACAUUGAUAGCGAUGGCUAGUCCUUGGGCCACUCCUGAUUGGUGUGGUCUGUCAGACCCCUGCUGAUGAUCUAAUAGUGAUGGCUUAUCCUGAAGGUAGUCCAUCAGUAUCAAAAUAUUAACAUUCCAUGUAUUUUUCAAGUAUGGAAAUGUGUAGUUAGUAUUGCAAUAAUUUGGAUGUUAAAUAACCUAUAAGGCCACCUGUGCUAUAUUUGGCUUUAAGCUGCAAAACACCUAUAUUUUAUACUUUUCACAUGUGAGACUUUUAUAUAUCUAUAUUGGUCCUAUAUUUUUUAGACAAAGAAUCAUGGAUUAAAUUCACAACAAUUGAUCAAAAACGUAUUUGUUUUACUUUUUAAAGAAUUUGGAUAUGCUGUUUGAUAACCAGGUCUAGUUUAUGACCGCGUCUGUCUCCUCUAUAGUCCCUUGUAAGGUAGCAGGCAAUUUUUUGCUUGCAUUUUCCCCUAAUAAGACUAUGAUGGGCACAGAAACCAGUUCAGUCCUCUGCUAUAGAAAUAUGCAGUUUCCUCUAGAUGUUUAUAUAUUUUAAGCGUGGCAUUAGUGGAACACCACAGACAAUACUGAUAAACUGUGUUAUUCCUAGGUCAGGACCUCAGGGAUGAUACAUCGUACAAAGAUUUCAAAAACACUCCUCGUUUCAUGUGUUCCCUCUUAGGCCUUCUUCUAUUCACAACAGUAUAUCCGUUUUAUUCAGUGUUAGGUUAAAAUCAGAUGUCCAAAUUGAACUCCUGAACAUCCAUUUAUCCUCUUGGUAUGCGCCAUAACUUACUGAAUGGGAGGAUCUUCAGUGUCUUGUGGAUGGUGAGCUAUGUUUUACAUAAUAUUAUUUUACCGGUCCUGGAAUGCUUGUUUUAGGCGGCACUCACACGGCCGAUUCUGUUUUGUGGUCCUCUAUUUUAUGAGGCCCCAUUGUAACAAUGCCUGUUCUUGUCGGCAAAAUGGAAAAGAAUAGGACAUGUUCUAUUUUUUUUGCAGAUAUACAGAUGCCGUGCUGUCCGUAUUUUUUUUUCAUUAUUAUUGAAAUUAAUGGGUCCGCAUCCCAGCCGCAAAAAAUGUGUUUCGGGUGUUGACCAAAAAUACACUUGUGUAAAUGGGGUCUUAGUAUAUAAUCAUAUUCCUGAUGAAAUAAUAGUUUAGCAAUAAUCUGUGCAGGCCCUCUAAUGUACUUCCUAGAAAAAUAUGAAUAAAUUGACCACUAGGGGUUACCAGUCCCCUUGUCAAAGCGAAGUGUCACUACAGUUUUUCGGGACACCUCAAUGUCUUGUCCAUAUUUCCAUGCCAAAAACCACUGGUGUAUGCAUGUGUGAAUGAGUCACUGUGCUAUCCAUAAAAGAUACGGAAAGCACAUGGAUGAAAGCCUUAGGAGGAAUAACAAAGGAUUGGCACAACACAGAGUUGUAAGAAGAGAUGUUCCAGAAUUAUUUAAUAAGAAAUACAAUUUAUGCUAAAAGAGACCUGUCAAGAAAGGUAACCCAUCUCCAAUUAACAUAAGGGGCACUUAUUUGGUUAGUGGUUAGCAAAGAUUAAAAAUAUAUGUUUCCCAGUGAUAAAAUAUUAUAGAUUGCGUAAUGUCUUCAAAG
Molecule: messenger RNA, 5228 nt
Organism: Bufo gargarizans (Asiatic toad)
Lineage: Eukaryota; Metazoa; Chordata; Amphibia; Anura; Bufonidae
Gene: DET1
Product: DET1 partner of COP1 E3 ubiquitin ligase
Exons: 5
Coding region: 81-1751 (556 amino acids)
Biological process (GO): protein ubiquitination; positive regulation of proteasomal ubiquitin-dependent protein catabolic process
Cellular component (GO): cullin-RING ubiquitin ligase complex; nucleus
Molecular function (GO): ubiquitin protein ligase binding; ubiquitin-like ligase-substrate adaptor activity
Source: RefSeq, a predicted model, not a curated record